UUUACAGGGUAACACAAAUGUUAAGGAACCCAAAAAGAAAAGUUUGUUUGCCCAACAGUUUGCCAAAUCUACACCAGCAAUGUUUGGAGUCAAACCUCGAAAGAAGAUGCCUGAAACAAAAAUGGCUGAAAAAGAUGUUGUUUCGAUGCCAAUGUCUUCAUUUUCAUCAGGAGAAGGAAGUUCAGUCAUAAUUAGUGGAGUGGGCUUGGGAGAUAGUAUGGCUACCACUGAAGCUAAAAGAAUACAUGAAGAAAAUGUUGCCAAAAUUGCUGGAAUGUCUGAAGAAGAAAUCAAAACAGAAAGGGCAAAAUUGGAGGAAAUGUUAGAUCCAAAGGUCUUAGCAUUUCUGAAAUCAAAGAGGCAGAAGAGUGGUGGUGUACAAGGAAUUCCUAAACCUCAUCAGCCAAUCAAGAAAGGUGAUGAAGCUGUUCCCAUGGAAACAAAUAAUUUAGAUGAAGACACGCCUCUAAUAAAGCCCAAGCCUGGUUGGUUGAACAUGGAUAAAGUGGAAACCGAAAAACUAGAAUGGAUGAAGAAUGUAUCAAACCCAAAGUCUGCAGAAUCUCAAAGUGGAGGGGGUCAAGCCAGGUUCGAUUUUGAAGGACACAUCGUGGCAUCUGAGGUUCCUGAACACCUAGGGCUUCAUCACCAUGGUGACGAGUCAAACAGGGCUGGUUACACACUUGAGGAACUGUUCACAUUGGCCCGCAGUGCAAACCUACAACAGAGAUUGUUGGCAUUACAGGUUGUGGCAAGAAUUAUGCAAAAUGCCAAACAAUGUGAGUUUGAGAAAGUUCUGCAGAGUCCAAUCAUUCCUUCUCUGCUUGAUGCUGGAAUCGUGUUCCUGCUUCGUUGGGCACUUGAUGAUAGUGUGGAGAGUAUAAUAGGUGGCGCUGUCCAUGCUAUACAAGCCUUACUGGUCAAUAGCACUGAUGAGAGAUGUUAUGAUAAAAUGUGGAGUUGGUACAGAGGAUAUGAGAUGCCACACUUGUUACCAAGCAAUGUUGCUAUGGAGACUGAGGAUGAAGAAGAAAAAGAUACAGAGACGGAUGCUCAGCUUGUGAAAAAAGAUGUUAUCAAAGGUUUCCUUAGAAUGGAUCUUCUGCUUCGUUUGAGGUACAUUCUGGAGAAGUGCAAGCCAACAGCCCCUGUUGUUGUGUCUGUUCUGCAAAUACUCACCCGUAUUGCUAGGCAUACAACAGAAUCUGCAUAUAAGGUGUUAAAUUGUCCAAGGCUGAUAAAGACUAUUGUGAAUAACUUCCUGCCUUUUACAUGGAAGCCUUCGGAUGAUAUUGUCCAACUGUCAGACAUCUACGGACAUCCAUUAUCUUGUGCAAUCAAACUACUCAGAGUUCUCUCUACAACAGGUGUCAACAUGGCCAGAAUCAUAGUUUCUGAGUACAAAAUCCUGGACAGAAUCAGUAGAUUUAUAAUUCAGGAAACAAGUGAACUUCAGUUGAAUACAAAGGAGGCAGAGCUGCUAUGUGUUGAAGCCUAUAGACUUUGGGGACACUUCCUGGCAUAUGGAUUAACAUCAGAACAUUUCCGAGACCUUUAUUCAAUCUUCAUUACACAGCUACAAAAUGUGCAACAGUUGAGUCAUGACUGUGAAGGUUAUCACCUUGAAAGGGCGGUGGCCAUGAUAAGACUGUUGCAAAGUUCUAUUGAAGUUAGUGCUACUCAUAGAAACCUUGCAGCGAAGUUGAAGAAUGAGCAAAAGAGUGAUGAACCGAAAGAGCCUUUGCCAUCCAUAGAUUGGACACAUGCGGAAGGUCUGAUUCAACCAAUAGAAAGCCUUAUGUCAAAACUUAUGAAAGACUUCAUGGGACAUUUUACAAUUAAGAAAUACGACCUCUCUCUACUCUCAGCAUGUGUCAACUGUGUCGCCACCUAUUAUGCAAAAGUAGCAAAUCAGGUGACAGGAGAUACGAUAGCCCUGCUAAGCCACAUUCAGAAAGUAGUAGAUGAUAAUGUUGUGCCACUUCUCAACUCACAUGCAUUCUCUAUGAUGUUAGGAUAUCUGAGUGAAAACUCAAAUAUCUUAUCCGGCUUGACAUCUUCACAACGAGAGAUAAACCCAGCACUGCCAGAACUUGCAUGUUUGUGUGGCCAAGAUGUGGUAGUCCCUGUAUUGCAACAGAAAACCCCAUACAAUACAUUUCUAGCUCUCCUACAUCUGGUUCAUUCCUUAGGGAAGAUUGAUAAAUCUGUUGUUCCAAAGAUGUUUAGCAAAAUAUUGGAUGAUAAAGAUGUUCUGAGCUACACCAGAAGAGUGUGUAAAAUUAGAGAUGGUGGCUUGGUUUCCCAUUGGACAACACGCUUUGAAACAUACAUCCAGUUUUACUUGGCUAAAAUGGCAAACAUGCAGGUGGUAUCGGAUAUGUCUGUUUUGCACCAGAUGUCACUAGCAGUGUUUACACGUCUCCAUGACAAUGAUAGCCACAUAGCACAUGACCUGCUUUCAACUGUGCUGUUCAAUCGGAACUUUAUCACUGAAUCCCAAGAAGACAGUCUUACUUCAGAGGGUCUAUCAGAGCUGACAUUGCAGAAACCAGCAGAUAUCACCAGUGCUGCUUCCUUUACUACAACACCAACUAAUAGAGCAACUCUUCUUGAGGAUAUAUGCCAGUGUUUACCAAGUAUAAGGGCAACUUAUAUGGCAACAUUUGGUUCAAUGGCAGCUGGCCUUCAGCAGUCAAGAGCCAGGGCCCAAGGUUUGUGUAAUGAGAUAGAAAGUUUCCAGUGUGGAGCAUUCAACGGCUGUCUUGUCCCAAGAGACUGGAUGUACCUGCCUCUAGUAGACCUCUACCAAAAAUCAACAUCUGGACAAUUGAGUGAUCUGAUGGAAAAUGUGCCACCUGCACUUGCAUCUCAUAUAGCAGGUUGUUUGCGCUGGGUGUACCUUUUAGAGUGUUGGAGACCCCUUGAAACAGCAUCAAUCAACAUGGCGAUCAAAAUAUCAAGAACAAUGUGCACAUUUUUAGCAGGAAGUGAUCUGUUCCUAGAACCAGCCGUGCAUAGUUACUUGAAGGCAUUACUACAUGAGUAUUGCAAGCCUCGUGUACUCUCUCAUACUGACUUCACUCAGCCUAUACCAGGACUCAAUGCUUUCUCAGACCUGUAUCUUUCAAUGCUAGCCCAGUAUGAAGCUGUAUCAUUUGGUGAUCCAUUGUUCACAUGUUAUAUUCUGCUGCCUCUACAACAGAGGCACAGUGCACAGCUCAGGAAGGACCUGUGGGGCCAGCAUCUAGGGGCAAUCAGAUCUAUGCAUGUUUCUAUACACGAGCUUCCUGUACCAAUUGAAAAUUACAUAAUGCCUGAAGAAACAGACAUUGAGCUUUUACGCCUCUAUGUUCAAGCUCUAUUGAGUGAAAUGGUGAGAAUAACAUGGGCCCCAGUGCUGUACCUUGUGGCACUCCAUCAUGUGAACAGAUUCAUGUACACUCAGGAUGGAAAAUAUAAACAACUAAAAAAGAUUAUCAUGCGACAAGUGAUUCAGUUAAAAAAUAAGGACCUGAAACACCAUCUAUUGAUGUAUAAAUGUGUUAAUAGAGACUCUCCCCACGCUCUAGAUUUAUAUAAAGAGCUGCCUCGUAUUAGAUCACAUAUACUCAACUCCAUAACAGCUGGACUAGAGCUGGACAAUAGUACCAAGUGAUGGAAGAAGUGUGUUGAAUAAAUAGUAACAAGUAACAAACAGUAUACAGUGGUAUAUGGUAUGGUAUAUACAGGAAGGAAACUGCCACGAAGAACAGAGGGCACAUGACAUUACACUUUUAUAUUUUAAUAUGCAAGUUUUAAACGUGUAACAUACAAUGUAUUCUUGCCUUCUUAGACUCCACAGUGGCACAUACAUGAAUUAUUUUUAUAUGAAUUUCAUGAAUAAAGUGCCCAAUAAAAUCUGUAACUGAA
Owenia fusiformis is the source of this 3912-nucleotide messenger RNA. NCBI's taxonomy places the organism in Eukaryota, Metazoa, Annelida, Polychaeta, Sabellida, Oweniidae. The record is from the annotation of a GenBank genome assembly.